UUUAAACAGUGUAUAAACCUAUAAAAGUCCGGAUCAAUGGAAUAUUGAUUAUACGGGAAAACACGGAAAAAACGUGUUUUACUCCAUGCAUGGACUUUUCACCAGAAUAAAAUUAACAAACAUUAAAAUUUGGCAAUAAAACGUUUAAAUUGGCUGGUGUGGAAUACAAGUUCACAAAAUGAUACGACGGACUAGUUAAGGGCUGGGUGAAAAGAUAAAAUGGCGACCGCGAAUGGCUCAGAUGAUAUUUUGUCGAACAAGAAAAGCGAUCUAAAUUGUGAACCGUGCUUGAGUGAUGGACGGACACGAUCUGUUGAAGGUUUUUGCAUGGAGUGCGAUGAAUAUCUGUGCCAGUCAUGUCUAGAUGCACACAGGAUACUACGCAUGUCGAAAACACACCAUGUUAAAAGAGGAGAAGACAUACCAAAAAAGAAGCCAAAUAAAAACGCUCAGUAUUCCGCUGAAAGCAGCUGCCAUGUACACACUGACAGUAAAAUAACAUCUUUCUGUAAGUCGCACAAGCAAUUAUGUUGUGACCAGUGUGUGAUUCUGGGGCACAAAGUUUGCACUGAUGUUAAGGCCAUCGGCGAUUAUUCCCAAGAAUUCGUAAACAGCGAAGACUAUAAAACGGCUUUUCAGAUGCUUAAGGACUUACAAUCCGCAUACACCGCGAAAAAGAAAGAGGCAAGUAUGAAUCUUGAGGAAGUUGAUCGUUAUUACCACAAGGCAAUGGAGACGUUCAAAGCUGAACUUGACAAAAUCAAGAUAUCAGAUAUAAGAACGUUAAAGGCUGUGGUCUCUACAUAUGACUGUGUUCUUGGCCAGCUUGGUUCCUGGUUCGAAAGUAUCGACACGUAUAAAAACAACAAACAGGACAAUGAACUCGCCAUCCUGGUGUUGAGGUCCAUAAGAGAUGUUGAUACGAUCAAAGAUAAUGUUCAAACGUUAUGUAACGACGACAGUAUUGUCAGAUAUGACUUCGUGCCAGAUAAAUCAUCACUGCUUCGUCUUGUCAAAGCACCUUUUCUAGUUCAGACGAUUACUAUCAAGCAUGAAAGUGACGAAAAAACAUGUCAAAUCACAGACAUUGCGUUGUUACGAGAUGACCUGGUCUUAUUAGCGGAUUACACCAAUUUAAAACUUAAGACAUUCAAUACUGGCAAUUCUACUUUUGUUUCAAACGUCAAAUUACAAUAUAAGCCAUGGCAGAUGUCAGUUACAGAGCACGGUGAAGCAUACAUGGCAUAUUUUGGCAAACCUAAGAUACUCCACCUGAAGUCACCAGCGACAGACCUCACCACGUUCCGGGAGAUAGACGUAGACGGUAAAUGUUACGCAGUAGAAUGUUUCAACAAAACCCUGAAAGUUCAGUGUUUGACUCCUGCCAAAACUAUUGAAGUGGAUGGAGAAGGAAACCAAACCAGGAUUAUCAGCAAUGACUUAAGUAAGGAAACCAACGCGACUGGAGAACAAUUUGUCACUCAUCCAUACUGGUCAACACAAGAUUCGACUACUGGGUCGAUGUACGUAUCAUGUAAUGGCAAAAAUUCAAUAACAGAAAUCAAAAGUGACGGUGGAAUUAAGUUAUUUGUGAAGUCAGACAAGCUGAAUUGUCCUAAUGGUCUGUGCAUGGACACUGAUGGUUCCAUACUUGUAUGUAGCAAUAGUAGCAAGGACGUGUUAAGGGUAAAGCAAAAUGAAGACAUCCAGAGUGUAUUACCACAACCUCUACACUUUAACCCCAGGGCAGUUGCUCUAGAUAAAAGAACAAAGCGUUUGUUUGUCGCUGGACUUUCUGAUGAGAUGCAUGUGUUUCAAAUCUAAAUUCCGCGAACCAUGAUACAAUAGGGUUUGAUUCCGGGUGAUCUAAAUAUAACAGUGUCGUUUUAAUUUGAUGACCGGCUUGAUAGUUGAUAUAACUAUAUGUAGGCUAAUGUAUUUGUUUUGAUCAAUGGGCUUGGAAAUACUUUUCAGAACUUUAUUACCUAGCAGACAGCCUAUGAGGUUGUUGUACAUAUAAAGCUCUUAAAGCAGUUGAUAAAUAUAUAUAUAAUAUGAAUAAUACUUGUACAUGGUAAAUGAAUCCCUGAUACAUUAAGUAAAUAAUGUGUAAAGUGGUGUUAAUUUAUAAUUCGAUUUAUUGUAACAUCUAUUAGAAGUGUUACAUGUAGCGUGGAUUGUAAAUUUUUUAAAGAGACCAUCAUUUUGAUUACAGUCAUCUGUAAACAUUGCGACGCACAAUGUCGUACCUUGAUAUCUAUGAAAAGUUUUUUGCAUAAGGUACUGUAGUGGCCAAUCAGAGCCCACUAUUGGUAAACCCGCCUCUGUGUAUGAUAAGCCCGCCUCUGGCUAACAGUUGCAUGUAUGUUGAUAGUUGAGUUAUUGAUUAGAUUCAAGAUCGGGUGCGUAUGAGUAUGAAUGUAAUAAAGCUAUAUUAAACCA
Mya arenaria is the source of this 2442-nucleotide messenger RNA. RefSeq lists its product as uncharacterized. Lineage: Eukaryota; Metazoa; Mollusca; Bivalvia; Myida; Myidae. Bases 220 to 1824 code for a protein of 534 amino acids. The record is from RefSeq and is a predicted model, not a curated record. The transcript has 2 exons. Gene Ontology annotation, molecular function: zinc ion binding.